Peronospora matthiolae is the source of this 1224-nucleotide messenger RNA. NCBI's taxonomy places the organism in Eukaryota, Oomycota, Peronosporomycetes, Peronosporales, Peronosporaceae. The record is from the annotation of a GenBank genome assembly.
AUGACGUGCUCCAAGAAGUUCAUGCGGAACUACAAGGUGUUUGACGCUGUGUAUGUCCAUCUCGCGGAUGAUGGAAUUGUCCAAGCAAUCGGCAGUGGGGACAUUGUCAUGUCGAUGAAGACACCCCAAGGGAUGAAGAAAGGUGUGCUCACAAACGUGUGGCACAUCCCAAAGUUAUCCAGAAACCUGUUCUCAGUCGGCCGCUUCACCAAGGAUGUCGACCCAGUGACGUUCACAAAGGAUGGGUGCUAUGGAGAAGCGAAAGGGGUCAAGUGGAAAAUUGGUGCCCGUGAAGGUAAAGGACUGUUCAAGCUGCAAAUGUCUUCAGUGGCGCCGGAACAAGCAAAUGCAGCCAAGUCUUCGGGAUGUCAAGGGGGCACCAAGUCGUACCUCUGGCACCUUCGGCUUGGCCACAUAGGUCAUGAUGGACUCAAUUGCAUCGUGACGAAGAGCAUUGUAAUUGGCGUCGACACAUCUUCGGUGAAGAAGUGGGACGUGUGCGAAGGUUGUGCUCUGGGAAAACAGACUCGAGUGCGCUUCCAAUCGAACACUGCAGCUCGCACCUCCAAAAUUCUCAAAGUGAUUUACAGCAACGUAUGCGGACCGAUGCCGAUGGCAAGUGGAAAACGGUACUUCGUGAUAUUCAUCGACGACAAGUCAAGAUACUGUGUCGUGCAUCUGCUCAAGAGCAAAUCUGAAGUUGCGGCGAAGUUCAUGGAAUACGCUGCGAUGGCCGAAACGCAAACCGGAAAGCGCGUGAAGUACCCUCAAAGCGACAAUGGGGGUGAAUACAAGUCCGAAAAGUUGGCACGAUUCUGCGCGGAACGUGGGAUAGAACAAAGGUUCACACCCCCAUAUACUCCUCAGCUCAGCGGAGUAGCUGAGAGAAUGAAUCGCACGCUUGUCGAGUGUGCGCGCUGUAUGAUGGAGCAUGCUGGACUGGGAAAGAGCUACUGGGGUGAAGCAGUGAUGACGGCGAUGUUUCAUCGAAACCACUGUCAAACACGUGAAGAAGGAAGCUGUAUCUGCGGGUACACCGACGCAGACUGGGCCGGCGACAUUAAGCCAAGAAGAAGUACGAGCGGUUACGUGUUCAUGAUGAACGGAGGAUGCAUCAUCUUGAAAGCCAAAAACAACGGACGGUCGCGCUAUCUUCAACGGAAGCAGAAAACAUGGCGCUUUCCGAAGCAACCAAAGAAGCAGUAUGGCUCAAGGUGUUGUUGA